AUGAGUGGACCUCUCCUAUUAUCUCUGGGAAUUGAUCGAUUCCUUGCUUGCCAGUUCCCUGUGAUCUACCGUCAGCUUUGUUCGAGAUCUGUCAUCUACUUGCUCCUACAGCUGGCAGUCCCUAUUGGCUAUACCACAUAUAUCACUAUGUCAUCUUAUACCCAACGGGAUUCGGAGACUCUUGUUAUUUGUCAAGUUCCGUUGGCUUUGUCUGGCAGCUCGUUUGAGGAGUUUAAUACGGGAGGAUUCAUUAUUAAUGUUGGUGUGGUCAUCAUCUAUUUUGUCACUUUUCUCAAACUGAGAAGUCUUUCGGUGCAUGAAUCUCAACUAAAAGUAGUGUUCAAGUCUAUUCUCUACACAGUAAUUUUCGUGAUUCUCGGGUGGUGUACUGUAACGCUGGUGAACAUUUUGUGUAUUCAUUUGGUAGCGGAUAUCGAUUCGCAGCAUAUCAUGAUGAUCUACGCAGGAAUAAGUUUGAAUAUGGCGUGUGCAAGCAACGUUUUUGUGUUUUACAAGAUAAAUUCUGAUUAUCGAUCAGCUAUCCAAAAGCUAUUAGAAAUUAAGAUCCCUGAUAAAGUGUACCCGAUGACGAGUAUUAUUGGAAGUGUGACAAAUGGCGAUUUGCGGAAAUUUUGA
Messenger RNA from Caenorhabditis remanei, 636 nucleotides. RefSeq lists its product as uncharacterized. The record is from RefSeq and is a predicted model, not a curated record. Gene Ontology annotation, biological process: G protein-coupled receptor signaling pathway. Gene Ontology annotation, cellular component: membrane. The transcript is spliced from 3 exons. Bases 1 to 636 code for a protein of 211 amino acids. Gene Ontology annotation, molecular function: G protein-coupled receptor activity. Lineage: Eukaryota; Metazoa; Nematoda; Chromadorea; Rhabditida; Rhabditidae.